Dioscorea cayenensis subsp. rotundata (Guinea yam) is the source of this 2541-nucleotide messenger RNA. RefSeq names its product pentatricopeptide repeat-containing protein At5g64320, mitochondrial-like. The record is from RefSeq and is a predicted model, not a curated record. The transcript is spliced from 2 exons. Gene Ontology annotation, molecular function: protein binding. The coding region runs from base 157 to 2292 and encodes 711 amino acids. Lineage: Eukaryota; Viridiplantae; Streptophyta; Magnoliopsida; Dioscoreales; Dioscoreaceae.
CAAAUCUCAUGCUCACAAACGCAAAUUGUUUGAAGUUAUGCUUCAAAGACUCCAUCUUUCCAUAAAGCUUCUAUCUUUUGCGCAAAUGCCUUUCUCUUUUCUUGUGUUUGUAGAAAGAUAGAAUCUUUGAUUCUCUGAAGCAAGUUGUUUGAAGUUAUGCCUCAAAGACUCCAUCUUGCCACUAGUAGUGCGAUAAAGCUUCGAUCUUUUUGCAAAUGCCUUCACUCUAUCUCGUGUUUGUCGAAAGGAAGCAGCUUGGAUGCUCAGAAAUCUAGUCCAGAGAAUGAAUGGGUGAGGCUUCUCAAACCAUUUGAUCUUGCUGAACUCCGGGAAUCUCUUGUUGGCAUUACUCCUCGUCAGGUUAGCAGAUUUCUUGAGCUCCCACUUGAUGUUUCUACUUGCUUGGAUAUCUUCAAUUGGGCAGGUGCUCAGAAAGGGUAUUCGCAUUCUUUUGAUGUUUAUUUUGUUCUUAUAAGAAAAUUGGGUGAAGCUAGAGAGUUUAAGAUGAUAGAAUUGUUGUUGAGGAAGUCUAUAGAGGAAGGCAUUGUCCUCAGAGAGUGUUUGUUCAUUGUGAUAAUGAAGUGCUAUGGUAGUUCGGGAUUCCCGGGUAAUGCAGUUCGGGUGCUUGAUGAAAUGCGAGCGGUGUUUGGUUGUGAGCCAACAUUUAAAUCGUAUAACGUUGCUUUGGGUAUUUUGGUUGGAGCAGGUUGUCACCGUAUGGCGGCAAAUUUGUUCUAUAAAAUGCUGCAUGGAGGAGUCCGGCUGACCACUUUCUCAUUUUCUAUUGUGAUCAAAGCUCUUUGUUUUAUGAACGAGGUAGAGUCUGCAUGCUCACUUCUUCCGGGUAUGACGAAGCAUGGUUGUGUCCCUGAUGCUAUUGUGUAUCAGACUUUGAUACAUGCCUUGUGUAAGCAUAACAGGGUGAAAGAGGCAUUGAAGCUUUUGGAGGAGAUGCUUGUUAUUGGUUGUUCAGUGGAUGUCGAUACUUUUAAUGAUGUGAUUCAUGGGCUCUGUAAGUUUGGUCGUAUGCAUGACGCAGGAAAGUUGAUUAAUAGGAUGCAACUUCGUGGGUGCAAACCAAAUGCCUUGACGUAUGGAGUCUUCUUGCAAGGUUUGUGUAAAAAUGGUCAAGUGGAUGAAGCGAGAAUUCAUUUGAGUCGAGUCCCAAACUCGAAUGUCGUCUUAUUUAAUACUGUGAUCGGUGGAUACUUGAAUGAAGGAAGGUUUGAGGAAGCAAAAUAUUUGUAUGAUAACAUGAUAAGGAAUGGUUGUUGCCCUGACUUUUACACUUACAGCAUCAUAAUCAAUGGCCUUUGCAAGGCUGGAAGAUUGGGAUCAGCCAGACAAGUAUUAAGCAAGAUGGAGAGUCAGUUCUGCAAGCCAAAUAUUGUCACUUAUACAAUAUUGAUAGAUGCUUUCUGUAAGGUCGGUAGGUGGGAGGAAAUUGAAGUGAUUUUGGAGGAAAUGUCUUUGAAAGGUUUGAGUCUGAAUACUGUAACAUAUAAUUGCCUUGUUUCUGGGUUGUGUAAGGACAGGAAUAUCAAAGAGGCAAUGGAACUUAUCAAAAGGAUGAAGAUGGAGGGUUGCAAGCCUGACAUAUUCACAUACAAUUCCCUUUUGUAUGGAUUAUGUAAAAAUGACCAAAUAAAGGAGGCAUUUCAGUUAUAUGAAAGUUUAUUAGCAGAAGGUGUCGUUGCUAAUAAUGUAACAUACAAUUCCAUGAUUCAUGCACUGCUGAAUAAGGGAAAGUGGCAAGACGCGAUGGACCUUGCUAAGGAGAUGGUAUUUCAUGGUUGCUCCCUUGAUAUUGUAAGCUAUAAUGGACUGAUAAAAGCUCUUUGCAAAGAUGGAGAAGUUGAGAAGGCUAUGGAAAUGUUUGAGAACAUGACCGAAAAGGGUAUCAAGCCAAGUAAUUUUUCUUACAACAUUUUGAUAAAUGGGCUCUGCAAAUUAAGAAGAGUACAAGAUGCGCUUAAGCUCUCACAAGAAAUGCUUCAACGAGGUUUGACACCUGAUAUUGUUACUUAUAAUAGUAUUAUAAAUGGUAUGUGUAAAAUGGGAUGGAUGCAUGCAGCAUUAAACCUCUUAGAGAAACUACAUCACGAAGAUGUUCUUCCUGAUACAAUAACAUACAAUAUUCUCAUUAGCUGGCACUGCAAAGCUAGUAUGCUUGAUGAUGCCAAUGGGCUUCUAAACAGAGCAAUUAACAGUGGAAUUUGGCCUAAUGCUCACACUUGGAACAUAAUGGUGAAUAACUUUGUCAGAGAACCGGGUUUUUUGAUACCAGAGUAGCGAGAAAGUUAGAAUCAGCAAAUAUUUGGCUUCAGUCUCCAUGGUUAACUUGUCCUGUACUCUGUAAACAACAGCGGUGGCAGGAUAGAUCCAAUACAUGUGCAUCUUCAAAGGCAUCAUUUGAUGAAGGGCUUGCUUCUACAAGCAUUUGCGCCAUUUGAAAAGCCAGAAACAGCUUGUUUUAUCUUUGAUUUGCCUUUCCCUAGCAUGGCUAUUCUCCGGAUGACCUUCAGUAGCCGACGGGCACAC